AUGGCAUCCAAUCCCCCUUCAAGAUACCCUCCCUCCAAUGAGGAAUUGAGGCGGUUCUACAUUGGAAAAGACAUCGGCGACGUUCCCAAACCAGCGGUCGUGCUCGAUGUCGCAAUCGUCAAACGCCAUUGUCAAGCACUGCUGCGGACAAUGAAGCAGCUGAGCGUCGGUUUCCGAGCCCACAUCAAGACUCACAAGACACCGCAAAUCGCCCGUCUCCAAGUCGGCACAGAGUCCAGUGACGCAAACUUUGUCGUCUCAACGGUCGCCGAGAUGGAGACUCUGCUCCCACUACUGCAGGAACUGCAAGCCCAAAACCGCCGCAUCAAUGUCCUCUACGGCAUUCCGCUCGUCCCGUCCCAGGUCCCUCGUCUCGCCGCAUUAGCCCACAAACUGCGCACGACUGAUCAUGCUCUCCCCAUCUCCGUCAUGAUCGACCAUCCAGAUCAACUUACCUAUCUAAGCCAAUUCCACGAAAUCGCCGGCCUCCCCGCCGGUGUCUUCCUCAAAGUCGACACGGGAUACCACCGAGCUGGCGUCCCGCCAGACAGGCUCAACAAAAACGGACUCCUCGAGAAAGUGUUAGAAGCAGAGAGGAUAGGCCACGCGCGCCUGAUCGGGGUCUACUCGCACAGCAGCCUGAGCUACGCAGCCACCAGCCCUGACGAAGCCAUCUCGUACCUAAAAACAGAGAUCGAGGGGUGCGGACGGGCGCUGCGCCAGCACGCUUCCCUUCUGCCGGACAGGCCAUUGGUUAUUAGUGUCGGGGCCACGCCGCAGGUCGUCUCGUCGCGGAGUCUGUUGCAGGAGGAAUCCUUGACCCCUGAUGCAAAGGCGUUGAGGGACCUUUUGCGGGAUCCUAGUGCGCAGAUCGGGGGUAGAGUUAAGGUAGAGUUGCAUGCGGGGGUGUAUACUCUCCUCGACAUGCAGCAGCUAGCAACGAACGCGCAGCGCGCGGGUAGUUUUGAGGAGGAAAUCGCCAUCUCGGUGGUUGCGGAAAUGUGCAGUGUCUAUAACGAGGGAGAGCGGGAUAAGCCCGAGGCGCUGGUAGCGGCGGGAACUCUCGCUCUCGGCAGGGAGCCGUGCAAGUCAUAUCCCGGUUGGGCGGUCGUCGGCAACUGGAGACGGCAAAACGACAGGGGCGUGUCGCGUCUGAUCGUCGAGCGGAUCAGCCAGGAGCAUGGGAUUGUCGCUUGGGAGGGCGGUAAUGGGCCGGCGAUCCCGGUGCGGGUUGGCCAGGCUGUGAGGCUUUAUCCGAACCAUGCGUGUGUGACUGGUUCGUUGUAUGGGUGGUAUCUGGUGGUUGAUUCUAGCGAGGAUGGUGAGGGAUCCAGGGUAGUGGAUGUCUGGGCGAGAACAACUGGAUGGUAG
Molecule: messenger RNA, 1371 nt
Organism: Aspergillus udagawae
Lineage: Eukaryota; Fungi; Ascomycota; Eurotiomycetes; Eurotiales; Aspergillaceae
Exons: 2
Coding region: 1-1371 (456 amino acids)
Biological process (GO): D-serine catabolic process
Molecular function (GO): D-serine ammonia-lyase activity
Source: RefSeq, a predicted model, not a curated record